Molecule: messenger RNA, 4343 nt
Organism: Lethenteron reissneri (Far Eastern brook lamprey)
Lineage: Eukaryota; Metazoa; Chordata; Hyperoartia; Petromyzontiformes; Petromyzontidae
Product: coiled-coil domain-containing protein 3-like
Source: RefSeq, a predicted model, not a curated record
CAGCUGACGCGGCACACGGAACCCGACUCACGACCCUUGGAGCGUGGGUCACCAGCGGAGCCGUGCCGUGCUCACACUCGCGCACUCGCUCAGGGAGAGUGCCACCACCACUUGUGGUGGACUUGAGAGCACGUGUGGUGCAUUUCCUCCUGCAGACGGCGCAGUGGUAGCAGGCGCACCUCGGGGCUGAUAAAAGCGACGCGCGCCCCCUCUCUCUCACACACACAGCCACCGCUCUCUCUCUCCUCCUGCUCGCAACACUCCCCUCGCUCUCAGCUGUCUUCCUCGCUCCUCGACAGACGGGAUGAGAGGAACUCCGUGAGAGGAGCUGGGGACAGGCAGGCAUGGCCCACUGUGCCACGAUCACCACCACCGCCGCCGCUGCUGCUGCUGCUGGCAAGGAGAGGCGCGGCGUGGAGGAGUGAAUCUGUGAAGAGGUUGCUGGCUGCGAGACGAGGACUGGAGAUUCGCGUGGUCUCCCCGCGUGGAGGAAGGAAGGAGGAGGAGGGGGGCAGCGUCGACUUUACGCGCCCUGGGUGCCGCAGCGUCGUCUACGUCUAUCGACGACUCCUACCGCAAGUCCCUCGAGCUCGUGACCAGGCGAUGGGUCGGGGCCGGUGGCCUCCUCCCGAGUGAACUCGCCCUCCGUGUCGCUGCUGUCUUCAAUCAAAUCGCCGCCGACGCUGUUGGUUGCGGAGCAAUGCGCUGGCUGGAGGCCGCCUAAUCACUCGCUGUCUGGGUGCUGUCUGGAAGGACGCCCGCGCGCUCUUCUCUCCCCGCAGACAGCUUCUGUCACCAAGCCGAGGUCCCCGCUCGCGAGCUCGCCCAGGGAGCUCGCGGCCCACGGGGAGGGAGGCGGCGGCACUCGGCCUCGACUCGCCGCUCCAUCUCGCCGACAUGGCCCGGGCCCCGUCCGCGUCGCCGACCCCCCGGGACGAGCGGACCCCGCGGCAACGGCGACCGCCGCCGCUGCCGCCGCUGCUGCUGCUGCUCGCGUGGACCUGCUGCUGCUCCUGCUGCUGGGGCUGCCAGCUGCCCCAGGACUGGCGGCCGCAGAGCGAAGCGUGUCGCGCCGAGUUGGCCGAGAUCAUCGUGAUGGCCAAGGUGCUGGCGCUGCACCAGGACUCGUACGGGGUGCACAACCUCCUGCCGUGGCAGGGGGGCGGCGGCGACUCCUCGGAGCUGCUGUACGCCGCCGAGGUGGAGCUGCUGUGCGACCAGGCCUGGGGCUCCAUGCUCGAGAUGCCCGCCGGAGCACGCUUCAAUGUCACGGGCCUCGGCUACUUCUCGUGCCACUCCUACACCGUCAUGGAGAACAACACCUACUUCUUGUUCCUCAGGAUGGAUGAGAACUACCACCUCGUGCCGCACGGCGUCAACUUCCAGGACGCCAUCUUCCCCGAGACGCAGGACACGCGCCGGAUGUUCUCCAGCCUCUUCCAGUUCUCCAACUGCUCGCAGGGCGCGCAGGUCCACCUCUACUCGCCCGAGUGGGAGAUGCAGCAGGACAACGAGUUGCUUUGCGCCCCGAUCCAGUCGGCGCUGCUCGAAGAGGAGGACCGCGUGCGGAAGCUCACGAAGCAGCUCUCCGUGCUCGAGAAGAAGAACCGGCACCUGCAGCAAAAGGUGAAGAAGCUGAAGCGAGUGCUGCGCCAGGCCAAGAAGGACGGCAAGCAGGCGGCCGAGGGCUACCGCCGGCUGCUGGGCAAAGGGAGCGGCUCGGGCGGCUGGGAGGACGGGGGGGGCGGCGGGGGGGGCACGGGAGGCGGCGGGGGGGGGCUGCGCGCCCCUCCCCCCCCGCUCCCCCCCAGGGGCCAGGCGACGGCACAGAAGCGAGCGCGCCUCAACGCCAUCCCCUUCAGAGCCUGAGGCGCCCGUGCCCGCGCGGCUGCCGAGCGGCCCGUGGGUGGUGUCGGGGAAGUCGGGGGUUGACACGCGGCCCCUGGGAGCGCGGGGGGGGGGGGCAGUCGGCCGUCUGUGUACGGCACGAGAUCCCGUAGCGGCGGCGGCGGUGUCGCGCCGAACAUUGUCGCGGGCGACCGCGCAGAUGCGAUAAAGGGGCCGAGUGGUGACCGGGCGACGCGUCCUGGGGGGUUUGGUCGACGGCGGCGACCCCCACACCGCUCGCACGUCGCUCCGAUCGCCGUGCGGCCGGAGUCGGAAGAGCAGAGGCGGCGGGCGGUGGGCGAUCCUGCGUCGUGUCGCGCCACGAUGCGUCUUGACGCUCGCGAUGCGUGCAUCGAGCGGCGUGCGUGGGAUUCGGCGGCGUUACAUGUAUGCAAGUCAUAUGCGACAUACGCUACGCUUAGGUUACUGGAGCAAAAGAAAAUGUAAAAACGAGUUGAGUUUUUUUGUUGUUAAUAUAGAGAAUGUUAAUAUACACACGACGACGGGGGCCGCGAGAAUUAUGACAAACGGUGGGGAGUGCACCACGUUGUGGACGUGACGCGAGGGGGGGCGGCCGUGCCGCCGUUGGGACCCACCGGUGGUCGUGGUGUUGUGGGGGCCCCAGGGGCCAUCACCACCGGUGGCCGUGGUGUUGUGGGGGCCCCAGGGGCCAUCACCAGUGGCGGUCGUGGUGUUGUGGGGGCCCCACGGGCCAUCAUCACCACCAGUGGUGGCCGUGGUGUUGUGGGGGCCCCAGGGGCCAUCACCGGUGGUCGUGGUGUUGUGGGGGCCCCAGGGGCCAUCACCGGUGGUCGUGGUGUUGUGGGGGCCCCACGGGCCAUCAUCACCACCAGUGGUCGUGAUGUUGUGGGGGCCCCAAGGGCCAUCACCAACGGUGGCCGUGGUGUUGUGGGGGCCCCAGGGGCCAUCACCAGCGGCCGUGCCGAAGCAAAGCAAAGCCCUGCUGGCCCAGAUGUCGUAAAAGCAGUGAGACUCACUGUAAAUAUUUACAGUGAAGCCUUUUACAAGAAACAACUACGAGCUCAGUUUUGUUUAAUUUGCUUUUUGUAAUGUGUAGCGCGACUCCGUUUCUGGAAAAUGGAGCACAAUAUCGAUAUUAUUAUUAUUACGAUGAUGAUAUAACACGGAAUUAAAGUGUCUGGUGAUCUUGGACUCUUGAAGCGAUACAAGUGCAAUGUAAUGUGGUUCCACGUGGCAGCCUGCAAGCCCCAGCCAUACGAAACGCGGAAUUAUGCUCCCUGAGAAUUAACAAUUGUGGUCACGUAACAGAAACUACGGACCGUGUCGUGAUCCCACCUAGGUGUGGACCUCCUUCAACGAAAGAGGAGGAGGAACAGCAAAACUGCUCCCAACUCUCUCUCAUGAUGUCCUCUCGCCGUGGCCGGCAGCAGACCUCUGACAUUGGCACCGAUCUUGUGCACGCGCCGAACACAGAGCAGUAACGUCUCCUCCUUCCACGCCCCCUCGGCCGUUGUAGCGGGCGGCACGGUCCUAGGACGUGCGCGUGUGACACAGCUCGAUGGGAUUGGUCGUGCGGUGUCUUGUAGGGUUCCUUGACGUUAGUAGCAGGGUCGUGAAGUCCGCGUUACAGAAACAGCCAGAGAGCUGCACUUGAAGAACGCAACUCGUACGGCGGUGAAGAUUGCACAGUGGGGGUUGACGCGGGGAGGGGAAAGAGGUUCGUGUGGAAAAUGCAAGGAUCGUAACGGUGGGAUGGGGAUAGCUCGUGGCAGGAAAGCAUUGGGGAGAGGAGAUUAGGAUGAUGAUGAUGAGUGGGACUCCCGUGCAGGGAGGAGAUGGAGGACGACUCACCGAGGCCACCAUCGGAGUGGCGCCCAAAAAUCGGUGGCCAGGGGGAGCCCUGAAACCACGCGGUGGUGAUGGCGGUGGUGAUGAUGGUGAUGGCGGUGGUGAUGGUGAUGAUGGCGGUGGUGAUGAUAGCGGUGGUGAUAAUGACAGUGGUGAUGGUAGUGAUGGAGGUGAUGGUGGAACUUAGAACCGGCUGAGGUGGGGGGGGGGGGUUGAGUUCCGAGCGAGCAUCGGCCGCUCGCUCCUGGCGCGAGCAGCGAGGGAGCUGUGCCCGUGCGUUCUUGAUGACAGCGAGUGUGUUUCAAAUUAUGGCUGCAACUACACUGUACCAAUUUACUGUAUGCUUUACGGUUGCAAUAUCCUGGCGUCGCCGUGCCUAGGACCAUUGCAGGCCCAGGUGUCUCCUCCCUUCGACGGGAGAGCGGUCUCCCAGGAGACAUCGAGAGAGUCGCUCUGACGGGACGAGGGGGGGGGGUACAAUCGUCAUGUGGCCUGUCCCUGGCCUCCUUCUCCCUGACCCCGGCCUCCUGCAUCCCUCCUUGGCUAUGUGCGGUACCGGAUUAAGCUAGUGCGGGGCCUGUAGCUUAUGUUAUAGAGGGACACUGAAAUAUUAAAAACAUAAAUGU